This is a messenger RNA of Urocitellus parryii (Arctic ground squirrel), 2405 nucleotides long. RefSeq lists its product as uncharacterized. NCBI's taxonomy places the organism in Eukaryota, Metazoa, Chordata, Mammalia, Rodentia, Sciuridae. Gene Ontology annotation, biological process: regulation of transcription by RNA polymerase II. Gene Ontology annotation, molecular function: RNA polymerase II cis-regulatory region sequence-specific DNA binding; DNA-binding transcription factor activity, RNA polymerase II-specific. The record is from RefSeq and is a predicted model, not a curated record.
GAACUGAUGACAUUCAGGGAUGUGGCCGUUGAUUUCUCUGAAGAGGAAUGGGAAUGCCUGGAGCCUGCUCAGCAAAAUUUAUAUAGAGAUGUGAUGUUAGAGAACUACAGAAACCUGGUCUUCCUGGCCAUGACUUCUCAUCAUACCCAUGAAUCUCCACCAAAGCAGGAAAUAAAAUAUUUGUUUCAAAAAAUGAUGAAUGGAAGAUACCAUGACAGUGAUAAACCCUACAAGUUUAAAGAAUGUAGCAAAAUUCUUAAUCAAAGAUCACCUCCUGUUAAACAUCCGAGGAUUUAUGCUGGAAAGAAGCCUUGUGAAUCUAAAGAAAGUGGCAGAGCCAUUAACAGUUGCUCAACUUCUUCUAAACAUCUCAAGCAGCAUAGCAGUGACAAAAUAAAAAGCUCACUUGAUACUCAACACCUGAUAAUAUCUUCUGUAGGCAGAUCCUACAAAUAUGAAGAAUGUGCCAAGGUCUUAAAAAAUUUUUCAGUCCUUACUCAACACCAGAGUACUCAUACUGGAGAGAAGCCCUACAAAUGUGAAGAAUGUGACAAAGGUUUUAAUCGAAGACCAUUGUUUACUGACCACCAGAUAAUUCAUACUGGAGAAAAGCCCUACAAAUGUAAAGAGUGUGGCAAAAGUUUUAAUCAAAGAUUAUAUCUUAAAGAACACCAGAAAAUUCAUACUGGAGAGAAGCCCCACAAAUGUACAGAAUGUGACAAAGCUUUUGUUCACAAAUCACUGCUUACUCGACACCAGAGAAUGCAUACUGGAGAGAAGCCCUACAGUUGUGAAGAAUGUGGCAAAGGUUUUGUUCAAAAAUCGCUGCUUACUCAACACCAUGGAAUUCAUACUGGAGAGAAGCCCUACAAGUGUGGAGAAUGUGGCAAAGGUUUUUAUUACAAAUCAAACCUUACUCAACACCAAGGAAUUCAUACUGGAAAGAAGCCCUACAAAUGUGGAGAAUGUGGCAAAGGUUUUAAACAAAGAUCAUCCUUGAAAGAUCACCAGGGUAUUCAUACUGGAGAGAAGCACUACAAAUGUGAAGAAUGUGGCAAAAGUUUUUAUUACAGGUCAAACCUUACACAACAUCAAAGAAUUCAUACUAAAAAGAAGCCCUACAAAUGUGAAGAAUGUGGCAAAGUUUUUGAGCAAAGAUUAUAUUUUAAAGAGCACCAGAGAAUUCAUACUGGAGAGAAGCCUUACAAAUGUCAAGAAUGUGGAAAAGCUUUUAAACGAACAGAUAAUCUUUCUCUCCACCAGAGAAUUCAUACUGGAGAGAAGCCCUACCAGUGUGAAGAAUGUGGCAGAGCUUUUGUUCAUAAAUCACUGCUUACUCAACACCAGAGACUUCAUACUGGAGAGAAGCCCUACAAUUGUAAAGAAUGUGGCAAAGCUUUUCGUCAAAAAGAACAUCUUAUUUGCCACCAGAGAAUUCAUACUGGAGAGAAGCCCUACAAAUGUGAACAAUGUGGCAAAGAUUUUAAUACAAAAUCAUUGCUUACUGAACACCAGAGAAUUCAUACUGGAGAGCGGCCCUACAAAUGUGAACAAUGUGGCAAAGCUUUUGUUAAAAAAUCACCACUUACUCGACACCUGAGGACCCAUACUGGAGAGAAGCCCUAUAGAUGUGAAGAAUGUGGCAAAGAUUUUAAGCAAAUAUCAGCUCUUAAAGGACACCAAAGAGUCCAUACAGGACAGAAGCCCUAUGCAUGUGAAGAAUGCGGCAAAGCUUUUUAUGACAGAUCAAACCUUGGUCAACACCAGAGAAUUCACACUGGAGAGAAGCCCUACACAUGUGCGCAGUGUGGCAGAGCUUUUGCUCACAAGUCACUGCUUACUCGACACCAGAGAAUUCACACAGGAGAGAAGCCUUAUACUUGUCAAGAAUGUGGCAAAGCUUUUAGUCAAAAAGAAAAGCUUAUUUACCAUCAAAGACUUCAUACUGGAGAGAAGCCCUACACAUGUGAAAAAUGUGGACAGGCUUUUAUUCAAAAAUCACAGCUUACUCAACACCAGAGAAUUCAUAGUGAAAAGAAUUCCUACACUUGUGAAGAAUGCGGCAAAGGGUUUUAUCACAGAUCAAGCCUUACUCAACACCAAAGAAUUCAUACUGGAAAGAAGCCCUACAAAUGAAACAUUCUCCCUGUGCUUCAAAGGAUGGUUCAACCCUUAUUCUACACAGCAGGAAUCAACAGAGAGAAAUAGAAAUGUAAAAAAAGUGGCAAAGUUUCCAACAGUUGUUCAUUCACACCGUAUUCAUCCCCUGAGAAUUCAUACUUUUGAGAGAGAAUACAAGUGGAAAGAUAUCACAAGGCUUUUAGCCAUUGUUCAUAUAUACUAAAAACUGGAGGAUUCAUAAUGCAUUGAAACCCUAAAAAAUGAGGGAGCUUUCCAGAUGGCAG